UGCACUAACGGUUUUUCAACAGGAUUCAACAAAAACAUUAAAUUUAUUAAUUAAUAAAUCAGUCCGUUUAUUAAUUACUUUAUAUCCAGGAGGAUUACUUACUCAGCGGAGAGCAAAAGAAUCUACUGAUCUGAGGCUGUAUUGAUUGAGGCUCCAGCAGGUCCAGCAUGGAGCAGGCAGAGGAUCAGAGCACAUCAGGAUCAUCCAGCGGUGGAGGUGCUGGUGCUGGUGCGGCAUCAGGUGGAAACUCUCGCCCGGCUCAGAUCGCUCAGAUGUCUCUGUAUGAACGACAAGCCGUACAGGCUUUGCAGGCUUUACAGAGACAGCCUAAUGCAGCGCAGUACUUUCAGCAACUGAUGCUUCAACAGCAGAUCAACAAUGCUCAGCUUCACAACCUUGCUGCAGUGCAACAGGCCACACUUGCUGCCAGUCGUCAGUCCAGUUGUCCCAAUAACAGUGUCUCUGCAGUGAGCACAGCUAACUUAAGCAGCACCACCGGGGGAGGGACCAUGACGAACCCCCGGCCAGUUGGCCCAGUCACAUCUGUAACAUCAUCAGCUCUCAGCCAGUCGGUGUUACUGGGUGGGAACUCGGCGGCUCAAGGCCAGAUGUACCUGAGAGUGAAUCGACCUCUCAGGGCUCCUCUCACCUCUCAUCAGCUCAUCUUCAUGCCCGGUGGAACAGCCACAGCUGCCGUGGCAACAGUGGCCCAGCAACAGCCUCAACAACAACAACAACAUCAGCAGCAGGAGGUCCCACCUACAUCUUCAAAUAACCAGCCAGAUAAUGACCAGGUGCAGAAUUUGGCCCUACGUUGUGUUUCUACCCCACGAGUGGCUGCUGUUAAGACUGAGUAUCCUGACAGGAAGGACUCAGGUUCGUACUGUGUUCCUCCUCAGUCUCAGCAGCAGCAGCAGCAGUUCCCUCAGACAGCACAGCAGAUCAGCACCACCAAACUCCAAACUCCUCCUUCCUCCUCCUCUACCUCACUCUCCUCCUCAUCCUCCACUUCCUCUCCUUCUCUCCCUCUGUCUCAGCUCCUCCUCUCCCCCUCCCGCCUCGCCCCAGCAGCCACUGUCACCCACAUCCUCGUCCCCAGCAACAACGUACCCACGUCCUCCCCGGGUUUCCCCAAACCCAGCAUGGCCGCUCAGACCCUGGUGGUCCAGCCGCUCCAGCAGCAACAGCAAAACGGAGCGGAGAAGCUGCCGGGUCCCAUCCCCAUCCAACCCAAAACAGCCCAGAGCAAUCGCAUGCCCUCUCAGAUGCCACCUCGUCACCCACCACCAAUUCUCCCGGCUCCACCCAACCCCCACCCACCACCACACGUCCCGGUCCAGCUGCUCGGAUCCAGACAGGGAACCAUGGGGAACGCUCAGGCUGUAGCUGUAGCACAGGCUCGAACCUGCUACACCCAGCAGGACAGCUCUGUCCACAGUCAUAAUCAUAGCUCCUCCCCCAACACAGCCACUAUGAUGACCGCUAUGGAGAGUGGUCCUGGGACGGGUCUUAAACCAGCAAGUCAGAACCUGGAACCGGGUCAGAACGGGUCUGCUGCAGCUCAGGUUAUAGACGUAGAAAACAGCAGUGCUGCAGCACCACCUGCUGGAGAAACAGCGUACGAUCAGCCCACAAACACACAGAUGAAGCCUGCGAUUGGCUCGUUGAAGCGCAAAUCAGAAUCGGACAUGACCGGAGAGAUGACAUCAGAAGUUUCUCCUCAGAGUUGUCCGUCAGCUCCGGACUCCGCCCCUCCUCUCUCCCCUGCCCCCUCAAUGGAAACUACUUCAGAGACAGCAUUCUCCACCCCACCCACUUUGUCUCUGUCUCACCCUCGAGCUCCUGUUCCUCAGGCUGUGGUUAAACCACAGGUUCUCACCCACCUCAUCGAGGGAUUCGUCAUCCAGGAGGGAGCCGAGCCAUUCCCUGUGACCGGUCCAAUAAAAGAGCACGCGAUGGGUGUUCCUGUUGCUGUGCCGCGGUCAAUGCAGUCUGAGAACAGCACCCCUGCUGUACUGAAGUGUGAGUUCUGCGAGAGCUUUGCUCCUGCCAGUCAAUUCCGAGGCUCCAAGCGCUUCUGCUCCAAAACCUGCGCCAAGAGGUACAAUGUAAGCUGUAGUCAUCAUUUCCGGACCAGUCAGCGUCGCAGUGGUGCACCAGUACCCGAGGGAAUAGCUAGGCGCAGGGGUCCUCGCAGGAGCAGCUCUGAAAUCGCCUGUGCCAAAAUCGCAGGACGACACGUUUCAGUAAAGUGUCGUUCAGAGUCCAGUCGUUCUGAGGACGUCUCCAGCUGUGAAGGUGAAGAAGAGGAGGAGGAAGAUUCUCUCUCUCCAAGCUCCUCCUUUUCCUGCUCUCGUCCUGCUCACUGCACCCCUGAGCUGGACCAGUCGGCACCCGCUGGCCUCCCGUUGGACGGAGACCACUUCCUGCCUGCUAACCCUGCCCACUGGGGUGUGGAGGAAGUGUGCCGUUUCAUUUCCUCUCUGCAAGGCUGUGAGGAGCUGGCCGGGCAUUUUCUAUCCCAGGAGAUUGAUGGUCAGGCACUGCUGUUGCUAAAGGAGGAACAUCUGAUGAGCACCAUGAACAUUAAGCUGGGUCCUGCCCUGAAGAUCUGCGCCUCCAUCAACAGCCUCAGAGACUGAGGGGGAACAGAGGGGGACAGAAAGGGUACAGAGAAGAGGGGUAUUUGCAUAACAGUGACUUUACAACAGAGAAGAGAGGAACAGUAUCUCAUGUACACUUGGCUGUGCUAGUCUGAGUGCACCACCUAAUGCCUGCGUACUCACUGUUAUUGUUUCGUUUUUGGAUUUGAUCACAGCUUAACUGGCAUCUGAUCUGAUUGAUCUUUCUUAUGACAGUUUUCUUGCUGCAUCCCAAACCUUAUCAUAUGUACUUAAUAGUAAAGAACGAUAUCACUAGCAGUGUGCUGUUUGGGACACAGCCUUUCCCACCACGGUUACCAUGAGCUUUAGGGCAUUAUGUUGCACACUUUGUAGUGCACAUAUGUGGAGAGUAUAUACACACCUGACCUGACCUAACCUCACACAUGCCCUUUAGACCAAAUGGGCACAAAUUCCCACAGACGCAUUCCAAGUACUGUGUGGAAAGCCUUGCCAGAAAAGUGGGGGCUUCUAUUUUGCAUUUUUUAUUAAUAGAAUGUUUUCCUUAAAAUUCAAAGUCAGUAAAACAACUAUGAGUGAAAAAUCUAUAAAAAACAAUCAUGAAUUUUGAAAUGAUAUUUUUUUGCUGCUUAAAAGCGAGUCGGCGCAUUGGCGAAAGUGAUUACAUCAGUUCCUCUCUACAGAAGAUCAGAUUUCCAGGCGCCCAGGUGGCGCAGCGGGAUAUUCCGCUAGCACACCAGCACAGAGAUUCUAAACUCCUUGGUUCGAAACUCAGCGUUGCCACCGGUCGGCUAGGCGCCAUCUGGCGGGCACAAUUGGCAGUGCCUGCAGCAGAUACUAAUUGGCCACCGUAUCUGCAGGGUGGGGGCCGGACUAUGUGUGGGUGGGUGGGUCGGUCUUCAUACGCUGUGUAAGGACCCUGAUUGACAGAAGAGACGCCUGUGCACAAUGCAGGGGCGAGAAGAGGAUGGCUGUGCGUGUGUCGGAAGAGGCGUGUACAGCGACGUGCUCUCCUUGGAUGCAAUCUGGCAUCCCUCAGCAGCAGAAGACAAACUGAGUGUGCUAAAUCGGGAGGAAAUUGGGGAGAAAAUGCAGACCAGUCUGAUGAUCUGACGGCACUUGGGUGGAUUUGAUCUUCUCGUCAGAGGUUAGGUUCCUGUAAUACACCUAAGCUCCCCAAACACCAAGAAAUGCUGAAAUUCAUUUAGAUUUCACAAUUAAGAUUCAGAUUCUUAAUCUCAAAUUGGUUUGCUGAUUGUAUAAUUCGUAAUAAAACAUUCUAUUAAAUAGAAAUAAUAGAAUAAAUGCAUUUUCAGUAGUGGACCCAGACUUUUGCCCCCUGCUGUAUGUAGCUCCGUCUCUCACUUUCAAAUAAACAAGUGAAAGGUACAAUUAAGGGCUGUAGGAAGGAGCAGUGGUCCGAGUUGCCUUGAUGUUGCCAUGGUGAUGUAAGAACGUUGAGCUAUGGGGUGUAAAAGUCUGAGUGCACUAUCAAAAUACAGUUCAUCACAUGUCAAACAUUAUGACAGUGUUUUUAAACCAUCAACAUCACUGUGGGUAUAGGAACAUCCCACAAACCACUGCUGCAGUCUGGACGCACCAAAAACACCAAACAGUGUCAACCUGAGCCUUUCAAACCUUCCACACAUUUCUGUCCUGCUCUCAAUAGCUCUGGUACAUUACAAUUGUAUUAUGUCCCGCCUGCAGUGUCGACGCUAGCUCGGCUUCUAUCCACUGCAAAUGUGAUUUGUUAUCCACACACUUGAAUCUCAUUUACUCCACAUUUACUCUGUAGUACCAUUUAGGUACUUAGUCCUUAGUCCUGUUCAGGCUUGCAAGCCCAUACUGGGAAGACUGGGUGUAAAAAAAAAACCACACAAAGUGCCAGUCUUGUGGUGCCUGGCAUCACUCCCUGACACCCAGAUGUUAUUUAAAGUAGGCAAUAUGUUCACUGGCAUGUUUUAGGAGGAAGCUGUGGACACAAGUAGGAGUGAAGUAGGCAUUAAACCCUUGUUUCUGGAGCUGUGUGUGGCACCAACACUACCCUGUACAACUGUAAAACACCAAAUCCUAACCUACUUUAUGAAUGAGAUCCAGACUUAGGUCGUUUUUACUUUAGAGGUCCUAAAAUACUCUGAGUGUAAUCAUUUAUCUGUCUGUACGUGCAAGUUACCGACUACAUACUGCACCAUGCUAACAUGUUAGCGACAGCGAUAGUUAGCAUGCUACCUUGAACAAGUCAUGCUCUGUAAUGAAUUAAACACAAUGAUCA
Trichomycterus rosablanca is the source of this 4893-nucleotide messenger RNA. It is a transcript of the gene phc1, whose product is annotated as polyhomeotic homolog 1. Gene Ontology annotation, cellular component: PRC1 complex; nucleus. The coding region runs from base 168 to 2642 and encodes 824 amino acids. The transcript is spliced from 15 exons. Gene Ontology annotation, biological process: negative regulation of DNA-templated transcription. Gene Ontology annotation, molecular function: zinc ion binding; chromatin binding; histone binding. NCBI's taxonomy places the organism in Eukaryota, Metazoa, Chordata, Actinopteri, Siluriformes, Trichomycteridae. The record is from RefSeq and is a predicted model, not a curated record.